Messenger RNA from Musa acuminata AAA Group (dessert banana), 1633 nucleotides. Its product is annotated as protein SPIRRIG-like. The coding region runs from base 395 to 748 and encodes 117 amino acids. The record is from RefSeq and is a predicted model, not a curated record. The transcript has 7 exons. Lineage: Eukaryota; Viridiplantae; Streptophyta; Magnoliopsida; Zingiberales; Musaceae.
UCUCGACUCUCAAGACAACGUGAGAGAGAGAGACAGAGAGACAGAGAGAGAAGGCUCUUUGGGUCUCUGACAGAGGGAGACGAUCGAUAGACCGAGAGAGAGGGAGAAGACUCGUUUCGGUGGUCGUCUCCUCAAUCCGGGCUUCAAAUGCGAUCAUUCCUCUGAAACAAAUUGCUCCCUACCGAAACCUUAUCCGCCGUUGAAAGGUUUCCGUUGUCGAGCCGAGGCCGAUUGGUUCCUCGCGGGCAGAGAGCGAGAUCGGGGCCCCCUUCCUUGCAUUCUGUUCAUUGUUCUUCUCCCCCGCCACCGUAUCCGGGAACAAGGAGGUUUCCUGAAGAAGCUGGGAUCGGAUCCAGCGUUUGAUCGGGAGGUGCGCCUCGGAUGAGGACCAUCUAUGUUCCAGUCAUCGCGGAAAACGAUGAAAUGGUCCUCGUUGCCUAAGGACCUUGGGGAGAAGGUCGGGCUCUCCGGUUCCCAGCCGCAGCCUGCCUCCUACCUGUUCCCUUCGCUCUCCCUCGCUGCCGAACAUGGUGGAGCUGCUGGCGCACCCGAGUCGGCCACGGCGUUGGGAUACGGAUCGCCCGUUUCAUCCCCUGCGAGAGGGAAACAUAAACUGGAGUUGGACUUUAAGAAGUUCUGGGUAGAAUUUCGUUCUUCCAGCUCCGAAAAGGUUAGUAGAAGUACACAAGCUUUCUUUUGUUGUUGGAAGAGCCUUUGUGACAGAUGUGGAGAAGUUGAGAAUCUAUAGCAAGGGAAAUUCUCUGAAUGUGACAGACAAAAUAAAAUUAUUUAUUGAAGUUAAGGAUGGGAUCGGCCAUGGUUCUAAUUUGUUGCAUGCAGUAGAAGUUCUUGUAACAGGGGUAUGUUCUUGUUCUUGUUGUAAUUAUAGUAAUAAAAGCAUUCAAGGAUUGUCAAGGGGUCCUAAGUGUAUUCGAAAUUUAUGUGAUGAAUAGCCAAAAUUUGAUGCUAACAUAUUCUGCUUACAGUAUUUAUAAUAGACCUGAACUUUAGAGUAGAGAAUUACAUGAUAUUUUAUUUAAUAUUCCUUUUUGUAACUUGGAUAAAUGCUGCUACUUUUUGAGGAGAAUUUGCUAUGGAAAGUUGCUGCCUGAUUUGAACAAAUAACAAUAUCUCCAAUUCACCAAAGGAAGGUGAAAAACACACAUGAUGAAGUACUGAUUGAGCUGAGUGGCAUGUGUCAGCAAGGGUUAAAUCAUUCUGUUCUAGAGGGGGUGCAGCAACUGGUACAUCAUGGAAUUGCACUGUUAGGAAGGUAAUUGAUAAGCAACCCCUAUUGGAUUCUGGCAUUCUGUGCUGUCUUAUUCAUAUUCUUAGUGUGCUUUUGAAUGCUGAUAAGUCCAAAGGAGAACAAAUGGACACCUUAGAAGAAUCAAAUGAAAGUGAAAACAGGAUGGAUGAUAAAGCUCUUCAAGUGCGGCAGCUUGAGAUAGAGGGAAGUAUAGUGCAUAUUAUGAAGGCAUUAGCAACCCAUCCUUCAGCAGCAGCAAGUUUGAUUGAAGAUGAUUCACUUCAGGUUCUCUUUCAUAUGGUUGCAAAUGGUUCUUUGGCUGUAUUUGUCCAAUUUAAAGAUGGCCUUGUUCCUUUCCAUACCAUUCAACUUCAACGACAUGCC